Galeopterus variegatus (Sunda flying lemur) is the source of this 1636-nucleotide messenger RNA. RefSeq names its product N(alpha)-acetyltransferase 60, NatF catalytic subunit (gene NAA60). Gene Ontology annotation, biological process: N-terminal peptidyl-methionine acetylation. The record is from RefSeq and is a predicted model, not a curated record. Bases 205 to 933 code for a protein of 242 amino acids. The transcript has 6 exons. NCBI's taxonomy places the organism in Eukaryota, Metazoa, Chordata, Mammalia, Dermoptera, Cynocephalidae. Gene Ontology annotation, cellular component: Golgi membrane. Gene Ontology annotation, molecular function: histone acetyltransferase activity; protein-N-terminal amino-acid acetyltransferase activity.
GCCAAUCGAGCACCUUAGCCGAGGAUCCAAGCAAGUGUUUCCGGUUCCGCUGGAGGGGUCUCCCUGGUGAGCUCUAGGCCUACUGACCGGCUGGAGUGAAGUGUUCGGGUGAUCCCUGAGGGACGUCAUGUUUUCCAGAAAAAGGAAAGCCAGAAGACAGGGAGACUCCGGAAUUCGAAAGAGAGUCGGUAACAAAAUGUGUGAAUGACAGAGGUGGUGCCAUCCAGUGCCCUCAGCGAGGUCAGCCUGCGCCUCCUCUGCCACGAUGACAUAGGCACCGUGAAGCAGCUGUGUGGCGACUGGUUCCCCAUUGAGUACCCAGACUCAUGGUAUCGUGAUAUCACAUCCAACAAGAAGUUCUUCUCCCUUGCUGCAACCUACAGAGGCGCCAUCGUGGGAAUGAUAGUAGCUGAAAUCAAAAGCAGGACCAAGAUACAUAAAGAGGAUGGAGAUAUUCUAGCCUCUAGCUUCUCUGUGGACACACAAGUUGCAUAUAUCCUAAGUCUGGGAGUAGUGAAAGAAUUCAGAAAGCACGGCAUAGGUUCACUUUUACUUGAAAGUUUAAAGGAUCACAUAUCAACCACUGCACAGGACCACUGCAAAGCCAUCUACCUGCAUGUCCUCACCACCAACAACACAGCGAUAAACUUCUACGAAAACAGAGACUUUAAGCAGCAUCACUAUCUCCCCUAUUACUACUCCAUCCGAGGGGUCCUCAAGGAUGGCUUCACCUACGUGCUCUACAUCAAUGGCGGCCACCCUCCCUGGACAAUCUUGGACUACAUCCAGCACUUGGGCUCUGCACUAGCCAACCUGAGCCCCUGCUCCAUCCCGCACAGGCUCUACCGCCAGGCUCACAGCCUGCUCUGCAGCUUCCUGCCGUGGUCGAGCAUCUCCACCAAGGGCAGCAUCGAGUACAGCCGGACCAUGUGAUGCCCGCCCCUUGGGACCCCGCGGAGCCCGCCCUCCUGUCCAUCUGACCUCUGCUGUCUUUUGCAAAGGCACUGGCGGCCACCUGCCGGGCCCGUUGGUCUGCCCACUGCAGGCCCGGUGCUACGUGGGCUCCGGAGCAGAAUAUAUCCUACAGGUACCCCAGAGCAGAUGGUGAGACAUGGGGAGCCCAGCACUUCCAGCAACAAAAACAGAAGGCUCGAGCAGGCAGGUUGGAAAGCCAAGGUCUGGGGUAGUUCCUGAGCAACUCACAGAAACUUCGUGACAGAGAGCAGGUGACCAGAGAUGCCCAGAGUCCCUGGCCAGAACUUUUAUCUUUUUACUUCCUGAACGGCUUUUUUUUGUUGUUAAAAUAAUGCGAUCACAUGGUUCAAAAUUGAAAAGGUACAAAAAGAUCAAGUCCCUCCUACCCCUGUCCCCCAGUCACUUAGCUUCCUCUUGAGAGAGGCACCCAGUGCGCCUGUGUCUUGGGUGUGUUUCCAGGAAUUCUACAUGGACAUGAGCCUUAGCACCAGCACCACCUCCCCCUCAUCUCCACGGGGCAUGCUCAAACCAAAGCACCUGGUAGGUGAGGGCUCUGCUCAGAUGCAGCUGCCUCUGGUCACCAUGAAUGUUGCAGGCAGCUGGUCUCUCCUGGUUCUCAGAGCAGAGCUGGAACAGGUCCUGUGGACUCCAGAGUCUGCCC